AUGGACUAUAAAAAGUUGGCCAGCGAUACCGAGCCGAUUUACUCUCAAACCGCGACAGUAAUCAAAGGAUUUGAAAAUAAUGAUCCACCUCCAACUUACAAGAAGAUAAACACUCCGAAAGUGGAUGGAAACACAAGAUGGAGAAGAUUUUUGGCUAGUAAGUUAAACUCUUUUGCAUUUUUUGGAGUUUAGAGGGCACUAACGGCUGGUUUCAUGUCUCUUUGACCUGGCCUCCUAGUUUGCAGAAACGACUGAUAUCUUCAUGUAGAAAGAUGUAAAAAUGCUUCACUUUUCUUGCGUAUUUUAGCAUGAAAAGUCUAAUAGCUAUUUCAGAGGUUAACGUCUCCAUAAAAAAACGAUUUUUCCAGGAAAAACUGGCAAGGAACAGCCAAAACAGCGUUUUUCUCAGACCACUCUCCGCGUUUCGUUUACUCUCUUGGCGGCGACCAGAGUCUGUCCAAAAUUUAAAGGAAAUCCGAACGUUGUUAUUGAGCUACUUCCCUUGCAAAAACUUCAAUUUCUUCUGAAAGCAAAAAGAAAGGAAAUUCAACAAAAUAUUACAAGGAAAGUACUUCUAUAGGGUAUGGAGAUACAGUAACUGCCCAAUUUUGGUUUGAAACUUUGAUUAAUACUACACCUUAAUCGCAGUUCCAAUGUAAAGAGGGGCAUUUACGGCGUUCCAUUGUCAGCUAUGAAAAUUAGAGCUUUUUCUUUGUCUCGAAUUUUUACUGUAGUCUAACGAACGGGUAUAACAUAUUUGGUAUUAAACAAAAUGGGGUUGUCUAUGGAUUCAGAAAAAAAAGAAUUUUAACAUUUGCUCAAAAACUAAAAAAGUUAUGGCCAAUUAAAAUUCGGCCGAAAAAUUGCCGCACCCUGUAGUAUUUUCAUAAAGUGUGUGGAAAAAUUGUCCCUUUUUCUCACAGUGCAUUUUGAACGUUUUUCCCCGCUUGAUGGGGGUUUUUGUGCACAAUGCCGUGGGCCGUGAUGACUAUGCACUUUAUUUAAAUCUAUCAGUCUUUCGGGAAAAUAAUGAGCUGAACGUCGCUGAAUUGAAAAGCAAUUUCAUUUUGCCGCGACACAUUUCAUUUUCUCUACCGCGAUACGAUUUUCGAUGCGACAAAUCCCCAUUAUUUUCUCGACAGACUGAUAUCUACUAAUGCUGUUACACGAACGCUUCCUUUGUCGAAACAACUAGAUUUACAAAUCACUAAAAAUUUGCUUUUUCAGCCAAAGUAACCGUCAGACAUGUGCUUCUCGCACUCCUGAUCUACUGGUCUUUCUGUUACAUCGACAAUUGUGCUGGGAUCACCAGCGGCAUUAAGCGAGCGAUUCAAUACAUCGGCUACAACUUGAGUGCAAAAAUUGGAGAGCUCUUCAACGACGAUGACAAAAUCAACACUUUCAGUAAAUGGUCUACUAGAGUGAGUUUACAGUGCUUUGGAAACGGGGCAAAAUUUAGUAUUUUACAGUGUAAAUGGUAAUUGAGUAAUUUUAGGAACACGGAAUAGUCUUUGAAGAAGAAAGACGCCCGGUCAUACAUGGCGAAGGACCACUUCCUUGA
This is a messenger RNA of Bursaphelenchus xylophilus (pine wood nematode), 1561 nucleotides long. Lineage: Eukaryota; Metazoa; Nematoda; Chromadorea; Rhabditida; Aphelenchoididae. The record is from the annotation of a GenBank genome assembly.